This is a messenger RNA of Paramecium primaurelia, 1491 nucleotides long. The record is from the annotation of a GenBank genome assembly. Lineage: Eukaryota; Ciliophora; Oligohymenophorea; Peniculida; Parameciidae.
AUGUAAAUAAAAUGUACCUAAGCUGAUCAUAAAAAUCAAUACAUAUUAGGGUUCUGCAUAGAUGCUUCUUGCCAAAAUUAAAGACCCUAUUGUAAUUUUUGCAUAUAAAGCCACAUUUAACAUUUAGAUAAGUUAACAACUUUAGAGCUUUUAUAUGAAUGGAUUGAGCAAGAAAUCGUUAAGAUUAAUAGUAUAUAAAAGGAUGUUUAAGAAUUUAAAGCAGCUCUUGAUAGCCUAUUAAAUUUUUUGUUUCCUUAUUUGAACUUUAAUAUUUAAUAAAUUUCAUAAUUAGGAGUAUCACAAAUUGACAAUUUAAUAAAAGAUUUAAGUAAAAUAGAGGGUUGUGAAAAAACAUUAUUAAAACAACUUAAUUAAUCAAUCGAAUAAGGAAAAUCGAUUGUAAAUGAAAUACUAAAAAAAAUAAAGAAUUAAACUGAUUUAAAAUAUAAUAAUAAUGAAUAACUUCCACAUUCUGACUUAGAUAAAUUAAAUUUAGAAUAAACAAUUCAUUCUUGUAUAUUAUAACCAAAUCUUAAGCCAUUCACUUAUGAGCUCAUGAAGUUUAAUACUAUUAAUUAAGAUGAAAGUUGUUUUGCAAUUGCUUUUAAUAAGGAUUGUUCAAUAGUAGCACUUGGUUGCAAUGAAUAUAUAAAAAUAUUUGAAUUAAAAUAAAGAUUCUUAAAUUAAAUACAAGUAUUAAAUGGACAUAAUUAUAAUGUAUUUAAUUUACAUUUCAUGAAAAAAUCAGAUUAAUUUAUAUCUGGAGAUUGUAAAGGAUCUAUUUUAAUUUGGUAAAAAAAUAAUAAUUAAUGGAAUCGUUCAUAUUCAUUUAAAGGACAUAAAGAUGCUAUUCGAUGUUUAAUUUUAAAUAAUAAUGAAGAUAUUUUAAUAUCUAGUAGUAGUGAUCAUACUAUAAAAUUUUGGAUAAAACAAGAUAAAUGGAUUUGUUAAUAAACUAUAACAAAUCAUAAUAAUUAUGUUGAUUAAUUAAGUUUAAAUGAUUUAGAAAAUUAAGUUAUUUCUUGUGGAUGGGAUAAAUAAAUAUUAGUAAUUGAAUACUCUAAAUAUAAUUAAGAGUGGAUUGUAAUUUAAAAUAUUGAAGUUGAAUGCGAAGGAAGAAAAUUAUGUUUUAUAAACAAUAAUUUAUUUACAUUUUAACCUGAAAAAGGCAAUUAGAUGCAUAUUUAUGAAUUAAAUGGAUUAACUAAAAAGUUUACUAAAACUAAGGAUAUUAUUGUAAAUCAAAGUGAUGAUGAUUAAUAUGGAUUAUUUGGAUAAUAAUUUAUUAGAUAAAAAUAGUUAUUAGUGGAUAAACAUUAUAAAUGUGUCAAUUUAAUAAGAAAGACAUAAAAUGAUGAAUUUAAAGUUGAAUAAUCGAUUAAAUUUGAUAGUAAUUGUUUAUAUGGAUAAAUGAGUGAUGAUGGAGAGUAUUUGAUUACUUGGGAUAAAUCAUCUAAAGAAAUAUAAAUUAGAAUAUUAACAGAAAAAUGA